Giardia duodenalis is the source of this 2409-nucleotide messenger RNA. Its product is annotated as Transitional endoplasmic reticulum ATPase. NCBI's taxonomy places the organism in Eukaryota, Fornicata, Diplomonadida, Hexamitidae. The transcript has a single exon. The record is from RefSeq and is a predicted model, not a curated record. Gene Ontology annotation, biological process: ribosome biogenesis. The coding region runs from base 1 to 2409 and encodes 802 amino acids. Gene Ontology annotation, molecular function: preribosome binding; ATP hydrolysis activity; RNA binding. Gene Ontology annotation, cellular component: nucleus.
AUGGAGCCCGGAAGAAGGUACCCCGGCACACUCAAGACCGCUGCAUUAACAACUGAAGAGGGGAGGCCGUUUCCUGGUUGUUUUGCUACCUGUCGUACCAUCGUCGAAAUUAGCAGCUAUUUGGAGUUUAUUAAGGAGUCAAAGCGUCUAGAAGGCAGGCGUGAAAGGACUGACCCUCCUUUGGUGGCCCAGCCUCCCACUUACAUUAAGACAGAGAAAAAGCCUGAGCCCGUGGACAUUAGGCCAGAAAGCGUCAAGAACGCUCAAGCGAAUUCUGGAAAAAAGUCCAAGACAGACGCUGCCCAGGAGGACGUUGGAUCGCACCCUACAUUGAAAAACCAAAAGCAACCAGCCGAUAAGACACCAGAGAAAAAGCUUUCUCAUAAUUCCAAGCAAACUCGGACUGUGGAAUCCUUCUGCAUUACUCCGCAUAACAUUCUGUUUGAGCAACUAGGUGGCAUAAAGGAUAUCGAGAAGGAGCUCACAGAAAGAGUGCUCUGGCCCAUUCUACAAGCCGAUCAAUACAGGUAUCUCGGAGUGACUUUUGGAACGGGGAUUCUCUUGCAUGCCCCAACAGGCUCAGGAAAAACAGCAAUCGUACACGCACUAAUAAAUAAAAUUCACAAGGAGCUCGGUCGGCAAAUCAGUUUCUACUGCAUCAACUCCACUGAAAUAAUCAUGAGUAGAACGGGCGAAACAGAGGAGCUCUUGCGAGAGAUCUUCCUAGAAGCAAAAGAGAAUGCACCUAGCGUCAUAUUUUUAGACAAUGUGGAGAUUAUCUCCACACGCGGUGAGAAUGUUAGCAGAGAGAUGGAGAAACGCAUUGUUGCCCAGCUCUGCAGUUGUAUGGACGAAGUCGCAUCUCAUGCAAGACCUGUCUUGGAGUCCCUUUCAAGGUCGAAGUCAAACUUCACCAGCAAUGCGGCGCGUGGACAAAUAAGCCAGUCUGAGCCUGUUACUUCGUCAACUAUAGUGCUGAAUGCGCGGCCUCAACCUCAACAACCCAAUGGAUCUGGUGGACGAGCUGAGAAUCGACAAGGAGCUCCAAAGGAGAAACCUGGAUUAGUAGGUAUUGAGUCGGCAAGCACUGGCCAAUACCGUGCUGUGUCACAAUUAGAUCAAAAUAAAAUAGUCAUAGUUAUAGGCGCAACAAGCAAAAUCAACGCAAUUGAUGAAAGCCUUCGCCGAGCAGGACGAUUCGAUAAGGAUAUUCCCAUUCCAAUACCGUCUAAGAGACAGAGGAUCGAUAUCUUGCAAAAGCUACUGAUAGGCUGCAAAAUAGACCCCAACCUUGACAUACAGCGCAUUGCAGAGAACACUCCGGGCUAUGUUGGUGCAGACCUUGCUGCACUGUGCAGAGAAGCGGGGCACAGGUGUGUUUGUCGAAUCAUGCAAAGCUCAAACAUACUGGAUGGAAUGGCCAAGUCAAUGAUAACCCUCAACGACUUCCUCUUUGCUACACAGAGCCUCAUCCCCACUGCCCUGCGUGAGGGCUUUGCAACCGUCCCAGACGUAUCCUUGGACGAUAUAGGUGCACUGGACUUCCUCAAAGCAGAGCUUGACCGUUAUCUCUUGCAACCGUUGAAGAAUCCGGAGCGCUUUGAACGCUUGGGACUUAACCGCUUUAGCGGGAUUAUCAUGUUUUCUGUACCGGGUCAAGGAAAAACGCUUAUUUGCAAGGCUCUCAGCGCCAAGGCAGAGAUUAACUUUAUAUCUGUUAAAGGGCCUGAGCUAUUAAAUAUGUACUAUGGCGAAUCUGAACGGGCAAUAAGAAAUGUGUUUGCCCGUGCGAGAGCAAGUGCGCCGUGUAUCCUCUUUUUAGAUGAGUUUGACUCUCUGGCCAAACGGCGUGGUUCUGGUGGAUCAAGCAGCGACGUGAGUGACAAGGUGGUGAAUACUCUACUGACUGAGUUGGACGGGCUACACAACAACUUGUCCGGAGAGCACUCUCUCAAUGCUAAAAAUGCCCAGGAUCAGAUCUUCAUUAUUGCUGCGACAAACAGAAUUGAUAUCAUUGACCCAGGACUACUACGACCAGGACGCUUCGACAAAAUCAUAUAUAUUCCCCUUCCCAACCUAGAAGACCGCGUCAACAUCCUUUAUACCAUAAUAACUAGACGACAGAUUUCCCUAGACAAGAGCCUACAAAAUCCACAAGAUCUCAGAGAGUUCUUAACGGAAUAUUUGGCAAAGCAGACAAAGGGAUGCACUGGAGCAGACCUGGAGGGCCUUGUUAGGCGCGCAGCCAUGGCAGUAAUAGCAGAGUCCCAGACCGGUACAGAAAUCUGCAAAAGGCACUUUAUGACAGCCUUGUCACAAACAAAAGCCUCUGUCAACGAGGAAGACAGGAUCAAGUACGAUAUGAUGGCGGCGCAUUACUCCAAGCUAUGCAUAUCGGAAAAUAAGUGA